Molecule: messenger RNA, 1279 nt
Organism: Culex pipiens pallens (northern house mosquito)
Lineage: Eukaryota; Metazoa; Arthropoda; Insecta; Diptera; Culicidae
Gene: ss
Exons: 5
Coding region: 164-1165 (333 amino acids)
Source: RefSeq, a predicted model, not a curated record
GUCAUCAAGCACGACAGGCUGAAGUGGGCUGGACAUGUAGCCAGAAUGUCGGACGAGUCGUUUUCGAGUAAUCGACGAAAUACAAAGCGUAACGCCUGCGCACUAUGCGAGGCUAAGGGCAAAUCACUUCUGAUACUGAGUAUUAAAAACAGGUGCUUCAGGAAUGAUUGCGUAUCGAUACCAAAAAAAAGGAGUGGAAUGGCAAUGGUUACAAACUAGUUCGAGGUUGGUCUAUAAAAAUUCAAAACCGGAUUUUAUUAUAUGUACUCAUAGACAGCUAAUGGAGGAAGAAGGGCGAGAUCUAUUAGGAAAAAGAACAAUGGACUUUAAGGUUAGUUAUUUAGACACUGGUUUGACAUCGACCUACUUUACUGAUGCAGAUCAACUGAUUUCAACAACAUGUGGAUCUCCUUCCACCUCCCCCCUUACAUCACAGCAACGCUAUAAUCGACGAUAUAAAACACAUCUAAGGGAUUUUUUAUCAACUUGCCGUACAAAGCGAAAACAUGGUCAGCAAUCAUCUGAAAAUCAGGCUAAUUCCCCAACCCAAUUAGUUGAAUAUAUGAGUGAUUCUGCUGUCGCGGUAGCAGCAGCCUAUUCCAAUCUUAAUCCAAUUUAUACCACGCCAUCUUACGUAUCCUCAGAUAGUUUGUAUAUAACCCCACCAGCAUCUGCAAAUUUUUAUACCGUAUCAGACAACAUUUUUCAUCAAUAUCGCUUACAAAGUUAUUAUUCCGAGUAUCCGUCAACACCUACUUCUUAUAUCACGUCAAAUAACUUCAUUGCGUACGAUACAUUUGGAGUUAACAAAGAUAAUGGUAACGUUAAUUGUUCUAGCAUCAAAAACACUAAACAGGGUUUACCCUCAACAGAAACAUCAACAAUUUUAAAACCAUCUUUGCCUACUACUAACAAAAUAAAACAGAAUUUAUCGGGAGAUACAGUUAUGACUAACUGUGAUGCAGGAAACAACAUGAGCAAAGAUCAAUCUUCGAAUGAAGAUUAUGACGAUAGUAAUAUAGAAAAUACAAAACUCAAAGAAGAAGACAUUCCUGAACAACAAACAGAACCUAGGCGACAAACUGUACUUAUGUGGGGAUCCUGGCAAAAAGAUAAACAAGGCCCACCUGAAAAAGAUGAAGACAAAGACAUUGAAUAUAAGUAACGUUUAUGACUACUGUGAAUAUUAUUUUUUAACUAAAUCACCCUGAGGAGAGAUGAUCAUGAUCAUACUAUUUAAAGAAAAAAAAAACACAAUAAAUAAAUUGAUUUAUAUAAA